Molecule: messenger RNA, 1494 nt
Organism: Danaus chrysippus (African queen)
Lineage: Eukaryota; Metazoa; Arthropoda; Insecta; Lepidoptera; Nymphalidae
Source: the annotation of a GenBank genome assembly
AUGAGUCAGCUAACAGGCGUCGGUAUUGUUAACUUCGUCAACGUGCUGCCCACAAUAUCUGAAGGCGUGACAAUGAGAGAAAAACGCGGAGGUGCCAUGAGCAAAAUGCAGAAGCUCAGAAAAAGAUUGUCCCUGAGCUUUGGUAGAUUGUCAACGAAAGACGAAUCAGAAGUUGAUAUCGAGUGUCGUGGAAGGCAGAACGGCGGUGGUGGUGCUCGCGGUAAACUACCUUACAAUGGUUACUCAGAAGAAUGUUUAGAUAGACUUGAACCGAAUGGAAAUAUACCAAACGAUAAGGAUUCCCAUUAUGAUUGGAGUGGCGGUGGUAACGGUGAGUAUCGUGUUCGGAGACAGCUGUCUGUGUCAUCUGAUUCCAAGCUGUUAGACGAGGGGGCCCGGGAGGACGCGAGGGUAGUCAUGAGGCCUAAGCGGCCGCCGAGGCCCAAGUCCGAGGCCUUCCUGGGACCACAUGAGAAUUCCAAUCGACGUACCAAGCGGUUUAGUGCCUUCGGGGGUGAUUCUCCUUUUGGGAAGUCUGAGGCGUAUAUAAAACUGGAGCAACUGGGUGAGGGGUCUUACGCUACAGUCUAUAAAGGAUAUAGCAAUUUAACACAACAAGUUGUGGCCUUGAAGGAGAUCAGGCUUCAAGAAGAAGAAGGUGCUCCAUUCACUGCGAUACGCGAGGCAUCCUUACUCAAAGAAUUGAAACACGCUAACAUAGUCACGUUACACGACAUUGUACACACAAGAGAGACAUUGACGUUUGUGUUCGAAUUUGUGGACACAGAUCUAUCUCAAUAUAUGGAGCGACACCCCGGUGGAUUAAACAGGCACAAUGUGAGAUUAUUUAUGUAUCAAUUACUAAGAGGACUAGCGUACUGCCAUCGAAGAAGAGUACUGCACAGAGACGUGAAGCCCCAGAAUCUUCUGAUCAGUUCGAGCGGUGAACUCAAGUUGGCUGACUUCGGUUUGGCUCGAGCCAAGUCCGUACCGAGUCACACGUACUCACACGAAGUAGUCACACUAUGGUAUAGACCACCAGACGUAUUACUGGGUAGUACUGAGUACUCCACGUCGUUGGACAUGUGGGGUGUGGGAUGCAUCUUCGUGGAGAUGCUGUGCGGAGUACCGACCUUCCCUGGAGUAAGAGACACUAACGACCAGCUCGACAAAAUAUUCAAGGUCAUCGGCACUCCAACGGAAGAGUCAUGGUCAGGAGUGACUCGUCUCCCCGGGCUGUCUGCACACGUGUCCAGAUGGGGAGCUGUUCCAUCUCGACCGCUGGCUGCCUCGUUUCCUCGUCUGCGGGACGCCGGUCGUGACGCUCAGCGACUGGCAGCGGCCUUACUACAGCCGGACCCAGCUCGAAGACUACCAGCACACCGCGCGCUCGCUCAUGAUUACUUCAAUUGUCUACCAGCGAGACUUGCUAGUCUACCAGACGAGGUGUCAAUCUUCACAGUGGAGGGAGUCUGCCUUCAUCCCGAGGACUAG